GUAAAAAAUUUUUCACAAUUGAUGGUUACAAGAUUUUUAUUGGGUAUUUUUGAAUCUGGACUUUUUCCAGGUAUCAUAUUCUACCUUACAAAAUGGUACAAGAAAUCUGAACAAAAUUAUCGAAUCGGGGUGUUUUUUUCUGGUGCUACAAUUGCUGGUGCAUUUAAUGGUCUUUUGGCAUUUGCAAUUACAAGUUUGGAUAGUAAAUACGGCUUGAAUGGUUGGCAAUGGUUAUUUAUUAUUGAUGGUUCGGCGACAGUUAUCGUUGCACUUUUCGCUUAUUAUUUAAUCUCUGAUUCUGUGGAAACCGUUUCUUGGCUUACAGAAGAUGAACGAAAGUUGGCUAUUGAUCGAUUAAGACUUGAUGCGGGAGAUGCCCAUUCAUCUCAUUUUGACAAAGUUGAGAUCAUCAAAGCUUUUAAAGAUGCGAAAAUUUACCUGUCUAUGAUUCCAUAUUUUUGUAUACUUGUUGCUUUAUAUUCUUUUUCUUUUUUCAUUUCAACGAUUGUAAACGGUCUAGGAUUUAAUAUUGUUAUUUCCCAACUUCUUUCAAUUCCUCCAUUUGUUUUUGGAUGCAUUUCAUCAGUCACGAUAGCGAUAUUAUCUGAUCGUUAUAGAAUUCGUAGUCCAUAUCUGAUGUUUUCUAUGUUAGUGUCAGUUAUAGGAUAUUCAUUACUCGUUGUACAGAGUAAUAGUAUUGCUUUGAAAUAUACUGGUGCUUGUAUUGUUGGGUUUGGUUUAUUUGCAGGUAUUCCAACUUUACUUGCAUGGUUGACAAAUAAUCUGGCAGGUGAAUCAAAAAGAGCAGUAGGUUGCGCAAUGGUGAUAGCUUGUGCUAACAUAGGUGGAAUAGCAAGCGCACAAUUAUAUACCUCUAAUGAUGCACCUGACUAUAAAUCUGGUCAUUCUAUUGCAUUAUCACUUUUGCUUGUUGGAGUAAUUUUCACUAUAAUUCAAUAUUAUUAUUUAAAAAGAGUUAAUAAAUUAAAGCUUAAUGAUUCUACUAAAUUUUUAAAAGGACUUAGUGAGGAGAAGAUUAAACAUUUGG
Scutellospora calospora is the source of this 1048-nucleotide messenger RNA. Lineage: Eukaryota; Fungi; Glomeromycota; Glomeromycetes; Diversisporales; Gigasporaceae. The record is from the annotation of a GenBank genome assembly.